AUGCAGGACGAUCGUCGCUCAAUCCCCGAUGCAACACCGACAUCUUCAUCCCACGGGCCUGAAACCGGUCCGCGACUGGAUUCGAUAUCGCAGGGUAGCCGCACCCCUGGCGAUGGUGGAGGUUAUACCAGGCGACCAAGCAUUGGAAUUCGCAGGUUGCCUUCACUCCAAGUGAUACCUUCAAAUACCCAGCCACCUACUCAAUCAAAUACUCAAGCUCCCCAACCAGACACAGCGGAGGAUGGCGACAGAAUUCGUCCUGUCGUGGAGGCCAGCGGACGCCGUCGCAGCCAUUCAGCGCCCCAGCCCAUCGGGUUGAAUCCAAGUUGCUACGAUGCAGCGACAACUACUUCACGAAUCUCUACAAAGCUGGGUCAUAUGCCAGACGUUGCCGAAGAGACUACCUCUCCAACCAUAGGUUCACCGCGCCAGGCGCUUCCGAUUCCGACCUUGGAAAAUGUCCCGACAGCUCAUAAUGACACUCCGACUUCAGCAUUUGGCAGGUUGCGGGCGAGAACGAACAUUGGGAGCGGAAAUUCAAGGCCAAGCAGGGCAAUACUAGAUGGUUACGAGGACGGACUGGUGGAUUUCCUAGACACUGUUGGCAUGUGGAACCCGGAAGUCGCAACGUUAUCCACCUUGACCAAUGUCCAAAACUCGCUGUUCGUCCCAGAUUUGGGCGGCCUUCUCAAUCGGCGGCCUACAUACAAUCUCACCCGUCGGCCAUCGGAAACGGAUGAGGUGCCAGGUAAAGCCAAACGCACUGAGGAGCCGCCGCAGGAGCGACCGUCGAUGUUAGAUCAGACCUACACUGCCGGGACACUUGAUACUAUAUCAUCGAAUGUUAAUGAUAGAUAUUAUGCUGUGUUGCCACAUGGUGUUUCGCUCCCAGGGUGGACGGAGGAGGAGAAGCUAGAGUUAAAUGAUCAUGUGAGGCAUAUGCUACACUCGAGGAGAUCUAAGUUCAAACGGAGUAUGAAGGGGUUCAAGCAGUACGUUUCAAAGCCUCUUGGGUUCUUCAUCACCCUCUAUGCGACUUUAAUAACGCUCUUUGGACUUGCCUGGGUCCUGUUCUUGAUCGGCUGGAUCAACGUUGGUGGCAAAAAAGACUACGUUAUCAAUGUAAUUGACAACGUCCUCGUUGCCCUCUUCGCCAUCAUGGGUGACGGAUUGGCCCCUUUCAGGGCGGUUGAUACCUACCACAUGUGCUUCAUUGCCCACUACCACCACCUAACGUGGCGCUUGCGACGCGAGAAAGCCCUCCCUAAGCUCCCAGACCGAAACGAUCUGCCAUCUGUCCAACCAGACGACAUCGAAUUAGGUUCCAAGGAUGGCAAUUACCAAGAAGUCAGCGUGCUGAAUCCGCAGCAGCAGAAGAAGCUCGCGCAUCAUCAAGAGAAAUUCGCAAAGUCGCACAGUUUCUACAAGCCGCACGAGACAAGUACACAUUUUGCCUUCCCACUUCGGCUGCUGGUCGCGAUAGUGGUGUUACUUGAUUGCCAUUCUCUCUUACAGAUCGCGCUGGGAACUUGCACAUGGGCCAUCAGUUACCACGUGCGGCCAUUUGCGCUCACAACAGUCAUUCUAUGCUGUUCGAUAACAGUAAAUAUCACCGCCGGUGUCCUAAUCUCCGUAGGAGAUCAUAAGACGAGAAAGAAGGAUGUGCUGGAGAAGAUGCGCAGACAGGAGCUGACCAUGGAAGCCAUGAAAAAGGUAGAGAAACAGAGGGAGAAGGAUGUCUACAAGACGGAUAGUGAUAGAACCUUGGAACCUGCGACUAGCACGGAGAUGAAUUCUGCUUCGCAGUUAAUGUUGGAUACCACGCCGGAAAUUAGGACUACGGAUCCUGGGCUGGGGCGUUCUGGAUAA
This is a messenger RNA of Venustampulla echinocandica, 1869 nucleotides long. Its product is annotated as Integral membrane protein. The record is from RefSeq and is a predicted model, not a curated record. Bases 1 to 1869 code for a protein of 622 amino acids. Lineage: Eukaryota; Fungi; Ascomycota; Leotiomycetes; Helotiales; Pleuroascaceae. The transcript has 4 exons.